AUGGAACCCAUUGAGUUCCAUCGGCUCCACGGGCAGGAGACCCCGGGGAACCCUCUGAGCGCCGAGCCGAGCCAACCGGCGGCCAGCGUGGACCUGGACUUCCUGGAGGAUGACAUCCUGGGCUCGCCGGCCGGCGCCGGCGCGGGCGCCGAGCAGCCGUGCGACAUCCUCCAGCAGAGCCUGCAGGAGGCCAACAUCACCGAGCAGACGCUGGAGGCCGAGGCCGAGCUGGACCUGGGCUCCUUCCAGCUGCCGGCGCUGCAGCCGGUGGUGCAGGCGGCCGACGGCACGCCGCAGAUCUUCUCGGGCGGCGCCGACCUGCUGGGGCUGCAACCUCCGGCCGUGCUGGCGCCGCAGGCUUUGGUGCAACCGCCCGACGUGGUCAACAAGGCCAUCAGCGUGCAGCCCUUCCUGCAGCAGGUGGGGCUGGGCAACGUCACCAUCCAACCGCUGCCCAACCUGCCCGGUUUGCCCAACGGCAGCCCCGGCGGCGCGCUGGGGCUGGGCCCCAUCCAGGUGGUUGGCCAACAGGUGAUGGCCAUCAACCAACCCGCCGCGCCGCAGCUGCUGGCCAAACCGGCGCCGGUGGCGGCCGUGGGCGGUUACAUCGCCCAGCCCGAGGCGGCCGCGGCGCAGGGAGCCGGCUUGGUGAUCCAGAAGAAUUGGCUCCACGGGCAGGAGACCUCGGGGAACCCUCUGAGCGCCGAGCCGAGCCAACCGGCGGCCAGCGUGGACCUGGACUUCCUGGAGGAUGACAUCCUGGGCUCGCCGGCCGGCGCCGGCGCGGGCGCCGAGCAGCCGUGCGACAUCCUCCAGCAGAGCCUGCAGGAGGCCAACAUCACCGAGCAGACGCUGGAGGCCGAGGCCGAGCUGGACCUGGGCUCCUUCCAGCUGCCGGCGCUGCAGCCGGUGGUGCAGGCGGCCGACGGCACGCCGCAGAUCUUCUCGGGCGGCGCCGACCUGCUGGGGCUGCAACCUCCGGCCGUGCUGGCGCCGCAGGCUUUGGUGCAACCGCCCGACGUGGUCAACAAGGCCAUCAGCGUGCAGCCCUUCCUGCAGCAGGUGGGGCUGGGCAACGUCACCAUCCAACCGCUGCCCAACCUGCCCGGUUUGCCCAACGGCAGCCCCGGCGGCGCGCUGGGGCUGGGCCCCAUCCAGGUGGUCGGCCAACAGGUGAUGGCCAUCAACCAACCCGCCGCGCCGCAGCUGCUGGCCAAACCGGCGCCGGUGGCGGCCGUGGGCGGUUACAUCGCCCAGCCCGAGGCGGCCGCGGCGCAGGGAGCCGGCUUGGUGAUCCAGAAGAGCCUCCCCGCCGUGGCCACCACCACGCUGAACGGCAGCUCGGUGUUCGGCGGCGUCUCGGCGGCGUCGGCGCAGCCGCUCACCGUCACCUCGGGGCUGGGCGGCUCCUUGGUGCCGGCGCCCAACGUCAUCAUCCACCGCACGCCCACGCCCAUCCAGCCCAAACCCGCCGGCGUGCUGCAGCAGAAGCUCUACCAGAUCACGCCCAAACCCUUCGCCGCCGGCGGCGCCCUGGCGCUGCCCGGCGAGGCGCCGGCCAAGGCGCAGCAGAACCUCACCUUCAUGGCCGGCAAAGCCGCGCCCAACGUGGUGCUGCAAGGCUUCCCCCCCAACGUCUUCAAGCCGCCGCCGCCGCAGCCGCCGGCGCUGGGCAAAUCCAUGAGCGUGCACGUGCUCAACCAGGGCGGCUCCAUCGUCAUCCCGGCGCAGCCCUUCCAAGGACAGAACCAGUUCCUGCUGCCGGGCCAGCUGGCCGGCGCCUCGGCCGUGCCGCUGCCGCAGCCGCUCUCGGCGCUGCCGGCCAACGUCGGCGGCCAGCUCUUACCGGGCGCUGGCCAGGCGCACAUCAUCGCCGGCCAGAGCGCCGGCGCGCAGCUCCUGGCCAACCCCGCCUUGCCGGCGCAGCUCCUCAACCAAAGCCUGGCGGGGCAGCUCAACCUGGGCCCGGUGCUGGCGUCGCCGGGCGCGGCGGGCACGGCGCACAUCCUGUCGGCGGCGCCCAUCCAGCUGCAGCCGGGCCAGCCGGCGCCGGCGCUCUUCCAGAUGCCGGUGUCGCUGGCCGGGACCUUGCCCAGCCCCGGCUCGGCGGCGGCGCCGGCGCCCACGGUGAUCCAGGGCGUCACCUUGGCCAGCCCGGUGGCCAUGCUCAACGCCGGCGAGGGUUUGGGCGCCGCCGCCGUCGGCAUCCAGGCGGCCGCCGGACCCCAAAAUCCCAAAAUUCACCUCAAAUCUGAGAAUCCGCCCCAAAACCCCCGGAAUUCACCUCAAAACCCCCAGAAUUCACCCCCAAAUCCUUUAAAUUGA
Pyrgilauda ruficollis (rufous-necked snowfinch) is the source of this 2325-nucleotide messenger RNA. Its product is annotated as BRD4-interacting chromatin-remodeling complex-associated protein-like. Gene Ontology annotation, biological process: positive regulation of DNA-templated transcription. The coding region runs from base 1 to 2325 and encodes 774 amino acids. The transcript is spliced from 3 exons. Gene Ontology annotation, cellular component: SWI/SNF complex. The record is from RefSeq and is a predicted model, not a curated record. NCBI's taxonomy places the organism in Eukaryota, Metazoa, Chordata, Aves, Passeriformes, Passeridae.